CUUUGCCACAUUAUUGGGCCGGGGGAUCCGAAUCCGAAUAUGCCGGGUUCAGCCACGAUCCGAAGAACUUCCUCCACCGAGUCAUUCACCACCACCGUCCCCGGCAGCCGCCACCUCCCUUCCUCCCACCGCUCCGUCCGCUCCACCGGCUCCCCCUCCGGCAAGUCCCCUUACUGGCAGGCCUGGAGCAACAUCAACAAGCUCGGCACCUUCAUCGUCCGCGGCGGCGGAGGAAGCGGCACCACUACAAAGUUGACGGACGCCAAUCCGUUGAAUGACGACCCGAACUAUCCGGCCAAGUUGACGGAGGCCAGGCUGGCGGCGCACAACCGCCAGGUGGCAAUCAACAACAACAACAAGUACAGCAGCCCUUACUACAAGGGACUCACCGACUCCUCGCUCGUCAUCAGCAGGGAGCGCCAGCACAGCUUCUACUCUCCUCCCCCCGCCGCCCAGGAGGACGAUGGCCGCCACGUGGCGGAGGAUGUCGUGGUGGUGACGUCGGCGGCACAGCUCCCUACUUUCGUCUCCAGGAUGAAGGAGUGGCGCCGCCGCCUCUCCUUCUCUUCCAAGAUGGAGAAUAAUGUGGAAGAGGAGCUCCCUCCACCGGCCUUAGCCCCGCCGGAGAUUGAGAGGGACGCUUGGACCUUUGUUGCGGUUGGCGCAGCGGAGGUGAAGCCCAUGAGGGAGAGAUUUGUGGUUCAUGUUGUUGAUGAUGAUGCAGCACUGCCGUCAUCGUCGACGAGAUUGCCCUUGGCGUCGCCGAGAGGAUACGUCGCCGUUGUGGAUAGUAGCGAUGAUGAGAGUGACGAGACUAGUAAUGAUGGUGAUGAGAGUAGUGUUGUUGUUGGUGGUGGUGGGAAUAAGGUGGCGGCGGCGGGGGUUGAUGAAAGGGAAUUGUUGUUCCGGUGGGCGAAUAAAUAUCGGCCUAGGGCUUUGAAAGACUUCAUCUGCAACCGUGACAAGGCUACUCACCUCCAGUCUAUUAUGGGGGAGGUGAAUUGCAAUCACUUCAUAUUCCAAGGCCCAGCUGGGGUCGGGAAGCGAACCAUGAUCUGGGCUAUGCUCCAAGAAGCUUUUGGGCCCGAAAGAGUCCAGGUAACCCUAACCCUAGCCCAUCUAUCGAUCAUAUUACACGAGGCAGACAAGCUAUCGGCCGACGGGGUUCUAUACAUAAAAUGGAUGUUGGAAAGGUACAAAGGGUUCAGCAAGUUUUUCUUCAGCUGCGGCGGCGAUGUCUCCAAGCUUCAGCCAAUCAGGAGGCUUUGCACCUUUGUUCAGCUUUUCCCACCAUCCCACCAAGAGCUUAAUGAAUGUGGGUGUGGCAGUUACCCGUUCAGCGAGGACCAAGUGAUAUUAACAGGAUGGGAGGACGAUAUUGCAAAUAUUGCUAAGAACAUCAUCCAGGAACAAAGCCCUAAACAGUUGUACAUCAUUCGUGGGAAGCUUCAGAAUCUGAUAGAGCACGAUGUAUCUCCUGAAUUCAUCUUUAUGUCGCUGAAGGAGGAACUGAAAAGCCGACUGGACGAAUCAUUUACGAGCCAAGUCGAUAAUUUAUACAAAGAUUACAACAGGAAUAACAGCAGCGGCAGCGGCGGCAAAAUAGACUGUGCAAACCAAUUCGGAGUUUCUUGGGGUCACCAGCUCGACGAAGUAGGCGGGAAGCAGCGGUGUGAUCCUGCAAGGCUCAGAGUUCAUCAAUUCAUGAGGAUUGAAGAGUUCAUAGCCAAAUUCAUGAGCUGCUACAAGUCAGCCAUGACAAACGGCACCACGGUGUCGAAGGAGAGUAGCGCAUAA
Linum tenue is the source of this 1797-nucleotide messenger RNA. Lineage: Eukaryota; Viridiplantae; Streptophyta; Magnoliopsida; Malpighiales; Linaceae. The record is from the annotation of a GenBank genome assembly.